UCUCCCCGCACUAUUCCCCGCCUUGUUUCCCUCUUUCCACGUCGCGAGAGGCCUCUGCGCCCCAUCCGCUCAUCAUAAAAACCCACCACUCCCACUGCUUUCCCUCCCACCUCACCACACACCACGCCACUCGCCUCGCCUCGCACAGUCGCUCGCUCGCCCGCUCUAGCUAGCUCACAGCUCGCUCACUCGCUCUCCUCUUCCAACCAACUCCACCACCACCACCAGUCCACCACAGCGCGCGGCGCCAUGGACGACUCGUCGUUCGGUUCCGAGCCGACCACGUCCUCCUCGGGCGGGGAGGCGCCGGCCUCCCCGCCGUCCACCGCGUCGUCGUCCUCAGACGGCGCCGGCGGCAAGAAGAAGCGGCCGCGCAAGGACGGGCACCACCCGACGUACCGCGGGGUGCGCAUGCGGAGCUGGGGCAAGUGGGUGUCGGAGAUCAGGGAGCCGCGGAAGAAGUCGCGCAUCUGGCUGGGCACCUUCGCCACCGCCGAGAUGGCCGCGCGCGCGCACGACGUCGCCGCGCUCGCCAUCAAGGGCCGCGCCGCGCACCUCAACUUCCCGGACCUCGCCCACGAGCUGCCGCGCCCGGCCACCGCGGCGCCCAAGGACGUCCAGGCCGCAGCCGCGCUCGCCGCCGCCGCCGACUUCCCGGCCUCCUCCGCCAAUGCGGGCGCCAGCAAUAACCCCGACGGAUCGGACGACGCGAGCGCCGGGUCCGCCUCGCCGCCCCCGCCGCCGGACGCCGCUGACGACGCGCUGUUCGACCUCCCCGACCUCCUCCUCGACCUCAGAUACGGCCCGCCCAGCUCGGGCCUCUCGUGCGCGUCGUCUUGGGAAGACGAAGUGGGCUUAAUCUCCGGCGCCGGUGCCGCCGCCGCCGGCGUGUUCCGCCUGGAGGAGCCACUUCUGUGGGAGUACUAAAAGCCAAAGCGCCGCCGGUAAAACACUCGUCAGUGCUAAAAUCGAGCAGCCUGCAUGUACAACCCGUAAUUUUCCACGCAUGACCAAAAGAAUUCAUGCAUGCAAGCCAGCUACGGCCUACGGCGCACAGAAACUUGAGCCAAAAAAUCAGCGUCGUUUUGUCCUGCGUUUGCGUCGCCAAAUUUGGGAAGCAGACCAUGUAUAAAAAAUCAUCCUUCUUUUCCUUCAGUCUCUCCUUCCUUUGCUUGGAUUGUGGGGCAAGAAUAUGUGUCCGGUUAAUUAAUUUAUCAGCGCAUCUCCUUUUCCUCCGGGGGUCAUCCUAUAUUUUUUCUAUCUUUAGCGGGUAGUGCUAAAGGUGAUGAUCUACCCGGGAUUUGGACCUAAUGUGACACGAAAGAAAGUCUCUAAAUAAAGAUCGAUGCUGCAUGCAUUUGCCCGCACCUUUGAAA
This is a messenger RNA of Oryza sativa Japonica Group (Japanese rice), 1376 nucleotides long. Its product is annotated as ethylene-responsive transcription factor ERF039. Gene Ontology annotation, biological process: regulation of DNA-templated transcription. Gene Ontology annotation, molecular function: DNA-binding transcription factor activity; DNA binding. The record is from RefSeq and is a predicted model, not a curated record. NCBI's taxonomy places the organism in Eukaryota, Viridiplantae, Streptophyta, Magnoliopsida, Poales, Poaceae.